AUGGGUAGAAACAUUAAUUCGUUCCAUCUUAUCAACCAAAACAUUCAUUUUGAUCAAGAUGAGUUUUUGUUUAGAGAAAUUGAUGAUGAAUUAGCUGUUCCAAUUCCAGAAGAAGAUCUUCACGCAUCAACACUGCUUAAUUGCGAACAACAAAAUGCUUAUAAUUCUAUCUUACAAAAAGUUUUGUCAGAUGAACCUGCGAUGUUCUUUAUUGAUGGUCCUGGUGGUACAGGAAAAAUAUUUUUAUACAAAGCACUCCUUGCUACAACAAGAAAAAAGCAAUUAAUUGCUCUUGCAACUGCUUCAUCUGGUGUAGCUGCAUCAAUCUUACCUGGAGGUCGAACUGCACAUUCACGAUUCAAAAUUCCACUACAUACCAACAAAAAUCUCACAUGUAGUGUCAGCAAACAAAGUGGACUUGCAAGAUUACUACAAAAAGUAAAGUUGAUCAUAUGGGAUGAAGCUCCUAUGUCAAGAAAAGAAUCUAUAGAAGCAUUGGAUAAAAUGCUAAAGGAUAUUAAUGAUUCAGAAUUAUCUUUUGGUGGAAAAGUUAUUGUAUUUGGUGGAGACUUUCGUCAGAUUCUACCUGUGGUCCCAAAAGGAACAAGACAACAACAGAUUGAUGCCAGCUUAGUUUCUUCCUACCUAUGGCCAAAAUUGACAAAAAUUCGUUUAACUGAAAAUAUGCGUGCAAGAUUAGAUCCAGACUUCUCAAAAUACAUAUUGGAUUUAGGGAAUGGGUUACCACCAAUCACAAUUAAUGAAUGCGUCAGAAUUUCUGCAGUCAUGUUAAUUCCAUAUGAAAAUGAUGCUGCUUCUUUGGAUCAUUUGGUGGAUACUGUUUUUCAUAAUAUUUCUGAUUAUUCAACAAAUAUUUCAAGCAUGAUGAAUCGAGCUAUAUUGACACCAAAAAACAGUUAUGUUGAUGAAAUAAACACUUUGUUGAUUCAGAGAUUUCCUGGAGAGUUAAAACAAUAUUACAGUUUUGAUGAAACAAUCGACGCAUCUGAACAGGCAGUCAUGGAAGAUUUCUUACAUACUUUAACACCAAAUGGACUUCCUCCACAUGAAUUAUUGUUGAAACAAAACUGUCCAAUCAUGUUAUUGAGAAACAUCAAUCCUUCAGAAGGGCUAUGCAAUGGAACACGACUAAUCUGUCGCAAUUUUGAUCGUAACGUUAUUCAUGCAGAAAUUGCAGUUGGUCAUCACAGUGGCAAAAAGGUUUUUAUUCCGAGAAUUCCAUUUUUACCAAAUCCUGAUGAAAACAGUGGUUUCCCAUUCAAACGAACUCAAUUCCCUGUUAAACUAAGCUUUGCAAUGAGUAUAAACAAGUCACAAGGACAGACAUUAGAUUUUGUUGUGAUAUAUUUGCCACAUCCAGUUUUCUCACAUGGACAAUUAUAUGUAGCUUUAUCAAGAGCUAAGACUAUUUCUGCAAUCAAGAUUCUGAUACGACCAAUCUCAACUGAUGAACCAGAAAAAAAUUGCACAAAAAAUAUUGUCUACACAGACUUAUUAACAUUGGCCUCCUCUGACUGA
This is a messenger RNA of Carya illinoinensis, 1539 nucleotides long. RefSeq names its product ATP-dependent DNA helicase PIF1-like. The record is from RefSeq and is a predicted model, not a curated record. Gene Ontology annotation, biological process: DNA repair; telomere maintenance. NCBI's taxonomy places the organism in Eukaryota, Viridiplantae, Streptophyta, Magnoliopsida, Fagales, Juglandaceae. The transcript has a single exon. Gene Ontology annotation, molecular function: DNA helicase activity. The coding region runs from base 1 to 1539 and encodes 512 amino acids.